Heteronotia binoei (common prickly gecko) is the source of this 2158-nucleotide messenger RNA. RefSeq names its product RAP1 GTPase activating protein 2 (gene RAP1GAP2). NCBI's taxonomy places the organism in Eukaryota, Metazoa, Chordata, Lepidosauria, Squamata, Gekkonidae. The transcript is spliced from 23 exons. Bases 10 to 2145 code for a protein of 711 amino acids. Gene Ontology annotation, molecular function: GTPase activator activity. Gene Ontology annotation, biological process: activation of GTPase activity; regulation of small GTPase mediated signal transduction. Gene Ontology annotation, cellular component: plasma membrane; cytoplasm. The record is from RefSeq and is a predicted model, not a curated record.
GACAAAGCGAUGCUUGCCAGCCUGAAGAUCAAGAAGCAGGAAUUGUUGAGCAACAUGGACGUGAGAGCCCCCGAGAGACCUCCCUCUCCACCGCUCACUGCUCCGCCAAGCAUGAAGUCUGCAGAGUUCUUUGAAAUGCUGGAAAAAAUGCAGGCCCCAAAAUUAGAAGAGCAAAGGAGCAGAAGCCAGAAAAACAAGGAGGACUAUAUCCCAUAUCCCAGCAUCGAUGAGUUCUUAGAGAAAGGUGCUCCCUUCCCCUUGAUCAUCCUGCCCCAGUUUGGAGGGUACUGGAUCGAAGACCCAGAGAAUCUCGGCACACCCACCUCCUCAGACAGCAGCCUUUGUGACGAGGAGGAAGAACAGCCCAGCCCCAGCACUUUCGGGUACAAGCUGGAAUGGAAAGGUGAAGCCAGAGCAUACAGGAGGCAUUUCUUGGGAAAGGAUCAUUUGAAUUUUUACUGCACAGCCAGCAGCUUGGGAAAUCUGAUUCUGUCAGUUAAAUGUGAAGAGGCAGAUGGGAUUGAGUACCUGCGGAUUAUACUCAGGUCAAAAGCAAAGACGUUACAUGAAAGAAUCCCCUUAGCAGGGCUUAGCAAGCUUCCGAGCAUCCCACAGAUUGCAAAGGCCUUCUGUGAUGAUGCAACUGGACUAAAGUUUAGCCCUGUGCUGUACCCCAAGGCCUCUCAGAUGAUCAUUUCCUAUGACGAACAUGAGGUCAAUGCCACAUUCAAAUUUGGUGUGAUUUACCAGAAGUUUAAGCAAACCCAGGAAGAAGAACUGUUUGGAAAUAAUGAAGAGAGUCUUGCAUUCAAGAACUUCCUGAGUUUACUGGGAGAUACCAUAACACUCCAGGAUUUCAAGGGCUUCCGUGGAGGUCUCGAUGUCAGUCAUGGUCAAACAGGCACGGAGUCUGUGUACACAGUGUUCAGAGAGAGAGAGAUCAUGUUUCAUGUCUCAACCAAGCUUCCGUUCACCGAGGGAGACGCACAGCAGCUCCAGCGGAAAAGACAUAUCGGCAAUGAUAUUGUAGCAAUUAUAUUCCAAGAAGAAAGCACUCCCUUUGUUCCAGACAUGAUUGCGUCCAAUUUUCUACAUGCCUAUAUUGUUGUCCAGGUGGAAAAUUCUGAAACAGACAAUACAUCCUACAAAGUAGCAGUCACUGCCCGAGAAGAUGUCCCUUCAUUCGGUCCAUCACUGCCAAACCCUCCUGUGUAUCAAAAUAACUCUGAAUUCCGUGAGUUUCUUCUCACCAAGCUGAUCAAUGCGGAGAUUGCUUGUUGCAAGUCGGACAAAUUUGCAAAGCUUGAGGACCGGACACGAGCUGCCCUUCUGGACAACCUCCACGAUGAACUCCACCUCCAUACGCAGCUGAUGCUGGGCCUGGGCUCUGAGGAAGACAAGCUGGAGAACGGAGGCCACGGAGGGUUCUUGGAAUCCUUUAAGAGAGCCAUCCGAGUCCGCAGCCAUUCCAUGGAAACGAUGGUUGGGAGUCAGAAGAAACACCACAGUGGAGGAAUCCCUGGGAGCCUGAGUGGGGGAAUUGCACAUAACAGUGGUGAAAUCACAAAGGCCACCUUCUCUCCUCCAGUGGCAGCCGCAACAGCCAAGAAUCAGUCCCGGAGCCCCAUCAAGAGACGGUCAGGGCUCUUCCCCCGAUUGCACACAGGGUCAGAGAGCCAGGCAGAACCCCGGAAUCGAUGUGAUAGUGGCUCAGGGAACCCCAAAACUCCAGAUGGUGGACCUUCCUCCCAAGAAAUGAAAUCAGAAGCCACCUCUAAUCCAAGCUCACCAGAAAUCUGUCCUAACAAAGAGAGGCCUUUCAUGAAGCUCAAAGAGAACGGGCGGCCAAACAUCUCUCACUCAUCCUCCAGCACCAGCAGUUUCAGCAGCACAGCAGGAGAGAGUGAAGCAAUGGAGGAGUACGACAGCCUGGGCAGCCAGCCUUCCACAGCAUCGCCCUUCAAGCAAGACAUCUUUGUCUACAGCCCCUCACAAAGCACCGAGAGUCCAGGUUUAGCCUCUGCAGCGACCCCUGUGAUCAUGAACCGGAGUCCCACAGAUAUAAAGAGCAGGAAUUCUCCGAGGUCAAAUCUCAAGUUUCGUUUCGAUAAACUCAGCCACUCAAGUUCUGGUCCAACCCACUAGCAGGAGAGGAAGG